Molecule: messenger RNA, 1705 nt
Organism: Triticum urartu
Lineage: Eukaryota; Viridiplantae; Streptophyta; Magnoliopsida; Poales; Poaceae
Source: RefSeq, a predicted model, not a curated record
CUUCCUCGCUGCCUCAGUUGGCAACUUGACGCUCCCUUGCCUCUCUUCUUCUCCCUCCUCCGCCCGCUCGUCCACCUCAACCUCAUCAGGAUAAGGUAGCCAGUAGCACGGCACGCUUCCAGAAGCUCCCGCCGGGCCCAAUCCCGCCGCCGGCGCCCGGUCCUGGAAAGGCUGCAUGCAUGAGUAGUCGCGCUGCCGCCGCCGCCGCCGCCGCCGCCGCAGAGGAGCCAUGGGGAUGGUUACCGCUGCCGCCCUUCUCGCCUCAUCGCCGCAGACUCCGCUCGUCCGCGGGUAUCUCCCCGGCCUGCCGAGGCUGCGCCUGAGGCCGGCCUCCCCCUGCGUCAGCGCGCUCAGGUCAAACAAUUUUGUUCAAAGGUGUUACAUCGCAAAUAUUGAGGUUGAUGUUAGCAAUGUAAAUAAGGAAGAGGAGGCUUUCGAUGAUCAUCCAUCAUUACCGCCAGGCUGCUCUAUUCCAGUUGUCAAUAUCCUAGGAGAUGUUCUAGAUUCUAGUCCUUUUCCACCACAUGAUAGUACUCAGCACCAUGCCGAUUUUGAGGAGCUGCCGGUCUUAUCUGAAGGAGAGCAACAAACAUUGGCCGCCACUCCAGCUCACCCUGCUGGACUACAUGCUCUCUAUGCUAGCUACUUGUUUGGUAACCUUGUGGAACAGCUCUGGAAUUUUGCUUGGCCUGCUGCCCUGGCAAUUCUUCAUCCAAGCCUAUUGCCUGUGGCUAUUGUUGGUUUCUUCGGAAAGCUCUCAGUAUUUCUCGGGGCUCCAAUAGUUGGCAAACUUAUGGAUCAUUUCCCGCGAAUACCCAUGUACACAGGAUUGAAUGCUGUCCAGGUGGCCACUCAGUUAAUAUCAGCUGCAAUGGUCAUAUAUGCUCUCAAGAACGCGGGCCGUACUUCUACAUCAGCUUUGCUUCUCAGGCCUUGGUUCAUUGUGCUAGUGAUAGCCGGAGCUAUUGAAAGGCUUGCAGGAUUGGCACUAGGAGUUUCCAUGGAGAGGGACUGGGUUGUGCUGUUAGCAGGAACAAACAGGCCUGUUGCAUUAGCUCAAGCUAAUGCCAUGCUUAAUCGACUUGAUCUUCUUUGUGAGACCGUUGGUGCUUCAGUUUUUGGCCUUCUGCUCACCAAAUACGACAUAGUAACCUGUUUGAAGAUUUCCUCUGCUCUAAUGAUAUGCAGUUUUCCCAUUCUGGUUAUGUUGGGUCAAUUAAUUAACAGCGUCUCUUGUCAUGCGCUUGAUUCCUCGAGAACCCCCAGUGACGAAUCUAUUUGUGCUGAUCUAUUGGAUGUCCGCAAGAUAGUUCAAAAUGGCUUAAGUUCUAUCAAGCAUGGCUGGAAUGAGUAUAAGCAGCAGACAGUUCUACCUGCAAGUGUAGCUACCGUGUUUCUAAAUUUCAACGUGGCACUUGCUCCUGGCGCGAUAAUGACUGCAUUGUUGAUGCAUCGGGGUAUUAGUCCAUCUAUCGUCGGUGCUUUUAGUGGAUUGUGUUCUGUUAUGGGUCUUGUUGCAACAUUCAUCUCCUCAAGCCUGGUGAAAAGAAAUACUCUUGCGUCAAUAUCCACCUAUACAAUGUUGGCUAGGCAGAAAACUAUUGCAUACAGCAUACCUUUGCUGUUUGAGGUGAACCGGCAUCAAGUUUAUGGAAAAGUGUGGUAUACAGGUAUCCACCGGAAGACUUCCCACAGCUACAGCUGA